Molecule: messenger RNA, 3447 nt
Organism: Ruditapes philippinarum (Manila clam)
Lineage: Eukaryota; Metazoa; Mollusca; Bivalvia; Venerida; Veneridae
Exons: 5
Coding region: 521-3139 (872 amino acids)
Biological process (GO): positive regulation of DNA-templated transcription
Cellular component (GO): chromatin; nucleoplasm
Molecular function (GO): protein binding; zinc ion binding; ubiquitin-protein transferase activity
Source: RefSeq, a predicted model, not a curated record
UGUGUUUACAUAAUAUUAUAAUUAUUAAAAAUGGGCACUUCUAUGGGCACUAACAAUUACGUUUCUAAAUGGGAAGUUUAAAUCGGUAUGAAAUUCCAUUUAAUAGUGACGAGACCAAGGUUCAUUGUAAUUUGUGUAGCUACUGAUUUAAUAAGUUACUGACAGGAUAUAUUCAAGGACUUGUGGGAUAUCAGAACUGAUAUUUAAGAUGUUACGACAUGUUUGCCAGGAAUAAAUUUGGCUUCCACAAAUGAAGUAAUACGGGGUAUUCUAAAAUGACUGCUAUAGACAUAGGUAAAUGUCUCUUCAUGCGACUGUUAUCGUUUAUAGAACGACUCCGUUACAGUUGCAAAGAAAAGUAUCAGUUUUUCUAAACGGAAUUAGAAAAUUUGUUUGGAAUCUAAUGCUUCCUGCUUUCUCCACGAACAAAAAGUAUACAAAAGCUGUUAAGUUGUAUUCAAUUUCAUAGUAAACUAUAAAAAAUGCUUGCUAAAAUUUGUUUUUACUGAAAACAAUUUUUAUGAUGGAAAAGACAGAUAUAGGCUUACCACAGCAUGUCUCAUGUGAAAAUAAUUCAACAAAGAAUGCAUCCGUAUCAUCAAAAGCACCGUGCAGUUUCUAUGGAAACAAUGAAAACAAAUCGGAUCAAAGUCUUUGUGAUCCGUGCCUGGUCUUAGAAAAGCAAGAAGUCGCAACCUCUCUUUGUCUUGAAUGUGAAGAACGUCUUUGUGCUUACUGUACUAAUCAACAUAGAACAAGAAAACUCACAAAAUCGCAUGAAGUUAAAAGUCUUGAAAGUAUACCAGUUAUGGUCGAAUGUGGACUUUGUGAGAAUAAAACAGAUCAGGGUUCAUGCAUGUACUGCAAUGAUUGUGAGGAAACAUUGUGUUCACGUUGUGCACAAAAGCAUAGCAACAAGAAUGUUUUCAAACAUCAUAAACUUGUUAUGUCCGACAGCAAAGCACGAAAGGAAAUAUCAGUUUGUGAUCCGUGUAAGCAAAAUGAAGAGGUUAAAACUGCGGAAACUUUUUGUGCACAGUGCGAGGAACAUUUGUGUGAUAUAUGUACACGUUACCAUAGAGCGCUAAAGGCCACAAAGGAACACAAACUCAAAAGUCUCUCUUCUGAAAUAUCGCCCCGUUUCCCAUGUUGCGAACCUUGCAGCGGGGAUGGUAUGUCAGUUAACGCCACACGUGUUUGUGCUCAGUGUGAAGAACAUCUCUGUGAUAAAUGUGCAGAGGAGCAUACAUCGAUGAAAAUGAUGAAGGGCCAUCAAAUUAACGAUAUAAGUGAGGUCUUUAAACAAGAUAACGUAUGGUGUGGUCAGUGUAAGGAAGAGGGUGUUUUUGAAAAGGCUGUGAAAUUAUGCUCGGAUUGCAAAGAUUAUUUGUGUGUAAACUGUUGCAAAAUUCACAAACGUUUCAAACUGUCAAAGGACCAUUCACUACUAGAUAUAGAUGAAGUUAAACAAAGUGACGUGGAUAUCAGAAGCACUAUGAUGACGUGUGGUGAUAAUAAUGACACAGACACUAUGAGGAGCAAAGAGGAUAGACCUGGCAAACCAAGAAGGUUGAAUGAUAUUUUGGAAGUUGUUUCACUGACAUGGGAUCCUCCGUCAGACAUAAAAGAUGGCUACUAUUACCAGAUAAGUUACAAAGAGUUGGAACACGACGGGAAAUGGGCUCUUUAUGAUGAAGUCUUUCAAGAUGCAACCGCUGAACUGAAUGACUUGCGGGCAAAUACAGUAUUUGUGUUUCGUGUUCGCGUGCUAUACGAGGACAGAGAAGGGCCGUUUAGUGAAGAAAGUAACGAAAUCAAGACGUCUUUGUCGUCGGCCUGUCAAGUCUCCCAGCAAUCAGUAUCAUUGGUCAAGGGCAAUUUCUCAUCGCCAGUAUAUGGUUUACCAAUGAAUGAAAUUAUGCGACACGAAACGUUAAAAAUAAGCAAACUUGAGUUUGGAUCAACCGAAACAACGCAGCAAACCUCUAAAAAGACCAAAACCAUUUUGAUUCUUGGUGGAACUGGCAGUGGGAAAAGUACUAUGAUCGAUUUGAUUGUCAAUUACAUACUCGGUGUCAACUGGAAUGAUCCGUUCAGAUUUAAAGUAACAGAUUUAAAUAACAAAAGCAAAGACAGAGGCUGUUUCAGUGCAGCCUCUCUCACAGAAUGGAUCACCUGUUACACGAUAAAUAACAUAAAUGGAAGCCGGUUAUGCUAUCAGCUUAAUAUUAUAGAUACUCCAGGAUUCGGAAAUACACGUGGCUAUAAGAGAGACCAAGAAAUUGUUGACCAGUUACGGGAGAUACUUUCCGAUAAGCAGCCAUACGGUCUGGCAUUGAUUGAUGUGGUAUGCUUUGUAAUCAAAGCCCAUGAAUGUCGCCUUACAUCUUUUCAAACCUACAUUUUCCAGUCAGUCCUGACAUUAUUCGGAAAAGACAUUGGACACCAUAUAUGUUCGUUUAUGACAUUUUCAGAUUGCACAGAGCCUUCUGUCAUAGACACACUUAAGGAAUAUAAGUUUCCAUUUGGGCCAAUGUUUUCAUUUAACAAUGCUAGUUUGUGUUGUAAAACAGCCGCAACAAGUAAUUGUAGAAUGAAAAAGAUGUUUUGGCAGAUGGGAAUUAAAAGUUUACAUUCUUUCUUUAGUCAUAUAGAGACGAUUGAGGCCAAAAGUUUACAUAUGACAAAAAUGGUUCUUCGGCAUCAGUUAAGUUUACGAGAAACUUCUAAAUUUGUUUUGUGCCAUAUAAACGUUUUAAUGGAAUGUAAAAGCAAUUCAGAGGAAGUUCAAAAGGAAUUAGACAAAGAUAGGUCAGUUGUUGAUAACAGUCAAACAAUCGAUAAUGGAAACAUGGUCCAAAGCAAUAUCAACGCUGAAACUCUUGAAAGGAUCUCGGCGAACGAGAGAAAUAUUGAACAUUUAGGACAUAAAAUAAAAACACAAUCAGAAGAAAUUGAAAGGUGUAUUUCUAUAUUAAAAUCAGCCCAAGAUAGAUUAAAAGAGAAAGCUCUUUUAUGCAGGUCAUUUUCUGAAUAUCUUGACUUGCUUAUUCAAAAUGAAGAACUUGAAAAAUCUGAGAGAGGAUUUGAAGGAAUUAAAAUACUUAAAGAAAUGAGCCGUAAAGCGGGUUUUACUUGAUAAUUAUCAAACCGUUGUCAUGGAGAACUGUUUAUAUGAAAUAACAUGAAUUUCAAUUAUCUCACUUCGUCCUUCAUUAUGCGAAUAAACAAAAAUAUGGUUUUAAGUAUUGUGUUGAAAGUGGUAUUUCCGGUAUUUUAUGUGUGACUUGUAUAUACAUGUAUAUUUGUUUAAGAAAAUGUAAACUGGUCAUGCUACUUGGUCACUCGGUCAAUCAUCAACAUAUAAGAACAUGGCUUUGCCAGUUUAUAGCAGAGAAAACCUUAGUCCCACCUUUUUCUAUUCAAUGCUAGAGGUUAAUUGCUGAC